GUUGAAGCUGCAGAGCCCAAGAAGAAGGAGGAGGAGCGCUGUCAUGGCGGCCAAGGUGGUGAUGGUGGCCGUCCCGACGGUGAUUGGCAUAGCCUCCAUCCGAGUGUAUACAGUAAGCGAAGUGCCCACUGAUGGACUGGUUACUCGAGAAAAGCUGAACAUCUACAACCCGCUGCCACAGUCCGCUCAGGCCCAGUUUGUUCCAGAGACGCCGGGUGUUAUUCAGCAUGGGUUAACUACAGCGAGAGAGAGCAUACUACCAUUUGUCCAGGCUGUUAAGGGUGCCUGUGUCUCUGUGAAAACCACAAGUGUUAAUCUAUACCAUGCAGGAGAGGAUGUGUACUAUUACUUAAAAGACCCUCCACCAGGUUUUCUACCCAGAUUUGGCACCAUCACCAUGGCUGGCCUGAUCGGCAUGUUCUUGACACGGAAAGGCUCUCAAUUCAAGAGGCUAGCUGUUCCGCUGGGCCUGAUGAGUGCAGGAGCGUCAGUGUGCUACCCGGCUCAGACAGUGGCUGUGUUUAAGGUGACAGGUAAGAAGGUGUAUGCUGUAGGACAGUGGAGCAGCGCUGCUGUGUCUUCCCUGCUCGCGUCCAAGCCUCAGGAGCCCGUCGCCAAGGAGGUUGCUGCUUCACAACCAGAGACAGUGCCAAAUCCAGAGUCUGCAGUAGGUCAGGAGUCCAGCUUCACCAAACACGGCUCACCUCAGGGCUCUGCAGUCCCAGAGACAGAGGUGAAAUCAGCGGAGUCUGUUUCUCUCCCUGGUGAGCCUGCUGUCGCUGUCAAAACAGAGGAGGUGUCAUCAGUAACAAUCACACAGAUAUCCCCUGACCAGACCCCCACAGAGACCAACACAGACCCAGUGCCACAAUCAGUGCCAGCAGAGACAGAAGUCACCACAACCUCAGAGGAAAUAUCUGCACCUGUAGCAACUGAGGAGCCUUCAGACAUUAAACAAGCACCAGCCAAGCCCACACCAAGCUCUGAACCCGAGACGAUAGAGUCUACACCAGUAGAGUCUGCACCAGAGGAGGCUGCACCAGUAGAGUCUGCACCAGAGGAGGCUGCACCAGUGGAGGCUGCACCAGUAGAGGCCGUGUCAGCAGAGGCUGCACCAGCCGAGUCUGCACCAGCGGAGGCUGCACCAGCCGAGUCUGCACCAGCGGAGGCUGCACCAGCCGAGUCUGCACCAGCGGAGGCUGCACCAGAGGAGGCUGCUCCAGCGGAGGCUGCACCAGAGGAGGCUGCUCCAGAGGAGGCUGCUCCAGAGGAGGCUGCUCCAGUGGAGGCUGCUCCAGCAGAGGCUGCUCCAGAGGAGUCUGCUCCAGAGGAGUCUGCUCCAGUGGAGGCUGCUCCAGCGGAGGCUGCUCCAGAGGAGGCUGCUCCAGCGGAGGCUGCUCCAGAGGAGGCUGCUCCAGUGGAGGCUGUUCAUUCCCCUGCAGAACCAGCUCCUCCAGAGGCCUCAGACAAGCCAGCAGAGCCAGCUGUUGAAUCAGCCGAGCCCGAACCUGCUGCUCAACCUGAGUUAGCUCACCCACUGCAGGUUACUGCUGUGGAGGAGACACCAACCCCUACACUCACACCACCUCCUCCUCAACAGCCUGCAGCAGAAAACAACAAAGGGGGCACCAGUUUCAAGCCAGACCCUGCUCUGAUGGACUUUGGCCAGUCUAGCCCCGAGGAUGAAGACCUGUACAGCACACGCAGCUGAGACACUACAGCCGUCCGUAGGAGAAGGCUCAUUCCCACACUGCCAUCUCGCAUCUUAUUCAGAUACACAAACACUGUGUCGUUAUGCAGUGUAAAUAGGCCGUUUUGCAAGCAAGCAGAGUUAGGAAGUCUUUAAUCAACAUUUCCAUUCUCAUUUCUUCGGCCCACAUCAUGUAUAUUUCCACAGAAAAGGUCCAAGUGCAUUUGCUUUGUUGCAGCAGAGCAGUGAAUUCCCAUACACAGAACUGAGUCGGGCUGCUCAGAAGGACAGAAACGUGGAAAAAAAUACACCCACAACUGUUUACAAAUCUUUAUUCACAGAUGGCAGAUUGUGAAUUUUUCUCUCCGUUUGUGUCAUUUAACAACUAUUGGCUUUAUGGGCGACAGCUUUCACAGUCAUGAGUGCAUGGUGCUUUUAUUUAUUGUAAUUUAGCCCACUGUGUUGGUAUGUUAAAAAUACUGCACAUGUGCAGCUAAUGGUUACAAGAUGGACUAGUGCUUUUCCUUUUGAUCACAUCGAAAAAUGUCCAUGUCCUCAGUUGUUUAGAACCAAAAAAUAAAUCUAUAUUUUUCAUGAUUUUA
This is a messenger RNA of Plectropomus leopardus (leopard coralgrouper), 2292 nucleotides long. It is a transcript of the gene apool, whose product is annotated as apolipoprotein O like. Gene Ontology annotation, cellular component: MICOS complex. Lineage: Eukaryota; Metazoa; Chordata; Actinopteri; Perciformes; Serranidae. The record is from RefSeq and is a predicted model, not a curated record. Gene Ontology annotation, biological process: cristae formation.